Molecule: messenger RNA, 714 nt
Organism: Necator americanus (New World hookworm)
Lineage: Eukaryota; Metazoa; Nematoda; Chromadorea; Rhabditida; Ancylostomatidae
Exons: 7
Coding region: 1-714 (237 amino acids)
Source: RefSeq, a predicted model, not a curated record
AUGGUUUGGUCGUUGUGGUUGGAGUCAGUCAGAGCUUACCGGAGCCUUCUAUCGUGCCUAACUGUACUGUCGCUUCCUCUUUGUUCAUUCAUCAUGGUAUAUCAGUUAAUAUGUUGCCUUAAAAGAAAUCACUUGAAAGGAGAUGGUACACCCACUGAACAGAAAUCUAGAAGAGGGUACUACGUACGAAAAAAUAGAACUCCUACUGAAAUCAAAGCUGCAAAGGAAUUAGAGUCAUGGAAAAACAGUAUUUCGGAUAUUUCAACUUGUGACAUUAUUAAUCCGCCUUCUUACGACUGUGGAAUGGGUGACGCCGGUAUAGAGGCUAAAAUUCGACAUAGGACAUUAAAUUGGUAUCCAGAACUAAGACUUCAGCCACGGUCAAUAACCAGAAAAAACUAUGCAAAAUUUGAUCGCUCUCUGAUCACCAAACAUCCACCCCACGAAGGUGUUGCAAGUGCGCUCACUCCACAAGCAAUGCAGGAAAGGAAAGCAAAGUAUAAGGACAAACAUAUCACGUGGGAAUCUGAUUGUCCUGUGUUCAUUGUCUACGGAUACGAUGUAUGUCGUGGAGAAUUAGACUACGAUGAAAACACAAUGGACGAUCUAAGUUACAGAGAAGCGGAAGAAAUCGAGAAAAGCGUAGAUAAAGCGCUGUUGCCGAGGACUCCGAAUAAAGAAAAUUCGAAGUCAAGCAGUGCGAAGAAAAAUUGA